Abrus precatorius (Indian licorice) is the source of this 775-nucleotide messenger RNA. RefSeq lists its product as uncharacterized. Bases 160 to 753 code for a protein of 197 amino acids. The transcript has 3 exons. NCBI's taxonomy places the organism in Eukaryota, Viridiplantae, Streptophyta, Magnoliopsida, Fabales, Fabaceae. The record is from RefSeq and is a predicted model, not a curated record.
ACUCAAGGAUGGAAAAACAAACAAACACAACCACUCCCGAAAACGAAAGCAUCAACCUCUCCCCUAAGCAAUUCUUGUAUUGUUAACCCUCAGACCCAAGCAAGCAAGCCAAACCCUUCCUCUUCAACCCUCUUUCUUCGCCGCCAUUGAUUCCCCCUCAUGGACGAAUCAGAGCAAUAUCCAAAGGAGUAUUACACGAGCGAACAAAACGGCAUCAGCAGAAGGGUUUCGUCUUCCUCAUCGUCGUCGACCACGAGCGUUCAUGUGACGGCGCUGGACGGAUUAGUGAAUGUGAACUCGCUAUUCACGAUCGCGGUGUUCGUGGGGCUGUCCCUAACGACGCCAGGGCAGCGAAGCCUCGAGAACCGUUCCUCGUGCGAUGCUGGUGAUGACGUGGCAAAGAAGCUUCUUGUGUUCGAGGUGGUGUCCUUCAGCUUCUUCCUCUUCUCCUCUUUGGUGGCGCAAGGGUUGAAGCUGGCACUCAACUUGCUCAACAGCAAGGACGUGGAUGAGGCCUUCAGGGCCCAUAUCAACCUAAAGGCCCUAAGAUUGGGGAUGUUGGGCUCCGCUAUUGGGUCCGUCAUGGGCUGUCUCUUCCUGGUCCUUUCUAUGGUCAACGUCAUCGAGAUCCGCCUGGGGAUGUUGUCUUGUGGCAGCAAAUCCGCUGCUCACGCUGUUGCCGCUAUGGUUGUUUUGGUCUCUUCUGCUCUCCUGCUUUAUAUUUCCACUGCUAUCUAUGCUUUCACCCACUAAAAUUAAAAACGAAAAACAAAAC